UAUUGUGGGGAAUAUUCUCAGUAAAUAAUUUUUGAAUUCAAGUGGUCUGAUUUCUUUAUUAUAUAAAGUCACACCACCAGUUCAUAUCACUUUACAAUAUAAUUUACAAACAUGAAGACUUCCAUUGUUUUAGCUAUUUUAGCUUGCGUCGGUUUAACCGUCAGCGCUCCCCCAAAGAACGACGUCCUGUGUGAUGGCUGCGUAGCAUUGACACAAGUGAUCCAGGACCACUUAGAACAAGACUUGCCAUUGGACGAACUUGAAGAAAUAGUAAGGGAAGGGUGCAGUGCAUUACCAGAUCCACUUGCAGAUAUAUGCAAGAAUAAACUGAUUCCAGCAGUCUACAACAUAUACCACCGAUUUGAGGACGCCUCGCCUGUAGAAAUAUGCACAGUUUUAGACUUAUGUGAGACAAAUUAAUAUGAAAGUCAGAAUAAACUCAAAAGUUUAAAAUAAAUUUUUGAACAAAAAUUA
Messenger RNA from Diabrotica virgifera virgifera (western corn rootworm), 474 nucleotides. RefSeq lists its product as uncharacterized. The transcript is spliced from 4 exons. The coding region runs from base 112 to 420 and encodes 102 amino acids. The record is from RefSeq and is a predicted model, not a curated record. Lineage: Eukaryota; Metazoa; Arthropoda; Insecta; Coleoptera; Chrysomelidae.